UUAAGUCUAUUUUGGAGAAAAAAAUCUCACAUUUAUCUCGAAUUGAAAAUAUGGGGGAUUCAGAUGAUUGGAAAAGUGAAAUGGCCUCAUCGUGUUUCGAGGAAAUUGAUACGGAUGAUUUAAUCGAAAACUUUCAAUUCCUCGAUACCUGCAGAUCUUUAAAAAACAGUGAUGUUACUCAAGACAGGAGUGAGAGGUACUCCACGAACCUGAGAGAUUGCAGUUCGGAAGGAGAGCCACCCAUUUAUCCAAUGGAAUCAAAAGAUCUAACAGAGGACAAUGGGGAUCCUGAAUGUGUUCCCGAAGAUAGCAAAAUAAAGGCGCCAUGGGACUGUCGUGACAAUAUUAUGUUUUACGUGAUCGCGGGAUAUAUUGUGGGUAUUUUGAUAGUACAGAUUUGGUAUUAUCGAAAUCCCCAGAAGGCUUGCAAAGAUCUAAAUGUGAAAUGGUUGUUUAUCGUAAUCAUCGGCCUGGGUCUUCUCUUAAUGGCACUCAGGCGACAAGGAAGGUGCAUCCUAGCGCUGUGCCUGCCGACCCUUGUCACCGACCGUGUUCUGCUAAUGGCCUUUGCCCUUCUUGUGGCAUUGUCCGGACCGGUGCAGAAUUUUAUUCGAAAUAUCGCUAUUUUGGGGCAUGGUCUCACUUGCGAGGGGAGUCUUCUUUUCUAUGCUUUGGACAAGAUGCACCGCAUUAUGGCGGAGCCAUCUUAUCCAGUGCAGGAAUCGUUUCAAGGCACUUUGUCAACCAUUAACCAAAUUAUAAAUAAGUUGGAUAAGAUUUUAGUGCACAUGGAGUUCCCAUUAGCUGAUAUUCAAGCCACCUACACAACUUGCACAGAUUGGCUGGCCCUGCAGCUGGAUUAUUUUAAUUACCAAAUGAGCUCACCUUUAAAUAGAUGUAUGGCAGCUGGAUUAUUGGUUGAGAAACAGCUAAAUAACCAAGCUAAGGAAAUCAGCAAAGAUCAUUUUGCUUGGUUUUGCGAUAAUCUCAAAAGUCUGACAAGCUUUUUUGAAAAUAACAUAUCACUUCAAGAAGGACUUGUCGCAGAUAUCUUUCAUCGCUUGCAUAAAAACUUUGUGAAACUUCGAUUUAUUUUUAUGGCUACCAUAACUUUUGAACACAAUACAGCUUGGUCCACAUUGGGUUCUACAAGUGACAAGGAUGUCGUACUUCAAGAAGAAAUGUAUAAAUAUAUGGACUUGCAACCACGCAAGCUCUUUUUAGUGUAUCUCAUUAUAUAUACUAUCUUAUUUAUGUUAGUUUUUUAUCUUAUAUUGAAAGCCACGACCUUUCGCUUUCGUUAUCUUGCGAGUCCAGAUUUCAACAAUGUUUAUAUAACCCGGGAGUUCGAAAUCUAUGAAGAACAGCAAUUUCAGAGCUUGGAGGUAAGAGCUUUACCUUUGAGUAGUCUUGAAGAAAACAAAUACGUCGAGAUCGAUUCGAUUAGAUUUCUUCCUACAGAAUUUUAUUCACAAAAGCAAUCUGGAGUUUUUUUGGUUAUUAUGGGAAUUCAAUUGUUUAGUAUUUGUUUCUUGGAUUUUAGCCUUUUUGUCUUAAUUAAGAUGAUCUCCCAUUACAGUAAUGUUUCAAAGAUAAUACCAGCUUCUUCCGAUUACCUUCGGCUGGCAAUAAAAGGAAGAGGAACAAUUGUACAUCUCUUGCGAAACAUUGUCAACGCUUUUGAGCCAAGAUACUUUGAUGUAGAUGAGCAAAGGUGUAUAAUAAUACCCAGAAAGCCGAAGUACCUCCAUUACUUCUUCAUAUUAAUACUGUACGUUUUCGCAUGGUUUUUAAUAUUUCUUGAGCCGUAUGGACUUCGCAAGAGGCAUCGGAUUAUGGCCUACUUUUAUCCAGAGCAAGCCCAAAAAAGAGCCAUUGCUUUGCACACUACGAUAUUAAAGGAAAGGGAUGAUUUAAUUAUAUCAAGUCGUCAACGAGCUCGCUGUUUAUAUUUUUAUUCAGACAAAAGCCCAAGCUUAGAUCUUUUGUGUGCCUCCUGGUUGAGUUCUCUAAACAUUUGGUGUAUUAAUGGUUGUCGUGGAAUUUUUAUAGGCAAAACGUGCACCAUUUGCAACAAGCCCCUCCAAAAAUCAAAUUACGUUUGCUGUUCCCUACCCAACUGCAAGGGAAUCUACUGUCAGAUGUGUUUUUUGGAGUCUAGUAAUUUUUGUAUACUUUGUAGUUAUGUUACAAAUGAGAGUGAGAUCACGGAAAUCGGAUUCUCUGACUCUGAAGAUUGUAAGACUGAUUAUUGUAAGGCUGAUGAUAACGUUGACCGACACGAUCGCGAUAAGAAGGCCUAAACGUCCGAAUUAUGUAUGCUAUUUUUGGAACCGGUUGCUAAGCAAGCCCAACAAGUUCACUGAGCAGCUGUGUUAUCAAGUCCCAUAUUGUCUAGUGGUUAGGAUAUCCGGCUCUCACCCGGAAGGCCCGGGUUCGAUUCCCGCCUAAGCUUAUAAACUCUAUGAAUCACAAUAUUGUGAAUAAUUCCCCGGAAUAACUAUUUCAAUUUUAAAAUAAAGAUUCUUUGUAAAUAUU
Messenger RNA from Drosophila ananassae, 2538 nucleotides. RefSeq names its product DC-STAMP domain-containing protein 2. Lineage: Eukaryota; Metazoa; Arthropoda; Insecta; Diptera; Drosophilidae. The coding region runs from base 51 to 2303 and encodes 750 amino acids. The record is from RefSeq and is a predicted model, not a curated record. The transcript is spliced from 11 exons. Gene Ontology annotation, cellular component: membrane.